CCCCAAGCCGCGUGGAGACCGAGCUCUCCUCAGGGAUGGAGGCCUCCGGUGCUCUUCGGCCCUGGACCUCCCGGCGCUCUGCAAAGGGGACAGCGCCAUCGUCCCCAUUGUAUGGAUGGGGAAACUGAGGCACGGAGCGGGGAAAGUGACUUGGCCAUGGCCGCCCCGCCGGCCGGUGGCAGAGCUCUCCGGAGUCCCCGUUUGCGGCUGUAGGCACCAGGCCAGGCUGCCUCAUUGCAACACACAGCCCCAGUGAGAAAUGUUAACUUGCUGUGUUUAAAAUCAGCAUCCAGGAAGGGGGACUCUCAGCCCCAUGUAGUGAAAACUGGCCACACGUGUUGCCUAUUGGUUAGAGCACUGGACUGGGAUUCAGAAGACCACUGGACUGCUCAGGGAUCUUGGGCAAAUAACUUUGCCUUUUUGUGCCUCAGUUUCCCCAUCUGUGAAAAGGGGAUCGUGUUACUGACGUUCUUUAUAAAGGGCUUUGAGCCCUAUGGAUGAGAAGUACAAUAUCAGAGCUAGAUACUAUUGUUAUAAAUAAGUUGAGCAAUGCUCAUUGCAGUUGCCCCUGAGGUGAAAUUAGUGGCUUGUACUUGCUACCCAGUAGGCAGCAGUCUUCUUGGCAUAUGUCAGCUCUGAGGCACGUGACCAGGAUUCAUCACCGAAUUUGAAGGGUAGGAAAUUAUAGAAGGUCAUGAAUGCUCCUAACGGAAGAAAGAAAACUCUGUUUAACCAUCUAUAAAUGCUGCUUCUGGGAAUGAAAUCCAUCGAGCUAUUAACCAGAAAAUCUGGGAGACUAAAAAUGCUGUUGACAGAACAUUUUUGCAAAAAUCAAGUCCCAUAUGUGCACCUGUGUAUCUCCUCCUACCUUUGUAGCAAGAAGAAAAAAGAAAAUGGUUAUGAGCAAGUUGACCAAGAAAGAUACAUGAACUUGGUCCGUUCUGUCACAUCUUCCAAAGCCAGCCCUCAGACACCGGAAACAUUGUUUGAAGAAGAUAAUCUGAUAUACGGACCAGUGAAUAAGUUUAAGUCUCCAGUUAAGGAUGUUGAAGCAAAAUUUCCAAAAAAUUGGGUCCCUCUGAUAAACUCCAGUAAAAGAACUUUGCCUCCAAACAGUGACCGAAAGCACCUGCUGCAAAUCGGUUUACAAAGGCACAAGGUGCCCAGUGUGACAAGUGUUCUUCAGCAGACCAUGCCUUUGGACCAGGCAUUCUACCUGAAGAGGUGGAAGCAGCGGAUGAUUCUGGAACUUGGAAAAGAUGGGUUUGCAGAAUAUACCAAAAAUCUCUUCCUUCAAGGAAAACUAUUCCAUGCAGCUUUGGAAUCUGUCUUUUUGUCUGAAGAGGUUCCGUUGAAGGAGCAGGAAAAAGAUACCACUGUCUCUGGCUACUUAGCAAGUGUGCAGCAUGUCCUGAGAGACAUCAGUGGAGUAAAAGCUCUUGAAAGUGCAGUUCAUCAUGAGACUCUUCACUAUUCAGGCCUUGUAGAUUGUGUGGCUGAGUAUCGAGGCCAGUUAUGUGUGAUUGACUGGAAGACUUCAGAGAAAUCAAAGCCGUAUCUCCGGAACACAUUUGACAACCCACUACAGGUUGCAGCAUAUACCGGAGCCAUAAACCAUGAUGCUAAUUAUGACUUCCAGGUUAAUUGUGGCCUCAUUGUGGUUUCUUAUAAAGAUGGCUCCCCUGCACAUCCACAUUUCAUGGACUCGGAUCUGUGCUCUCAGUAUUGGAACAAAUGGCUCCUGCGCCUUGAAGAAUACACAGAGAAGGAAAAAAACAAUAAUGCAAUUGAGACAAGUUAGAGGGGUGUGGUCCACAGAAACGAAGCAGGAAGUCCUGAAUUUUAAUCUAGUCUCCGAUACUGACCCUCUUUGACCUUGGACAAAUCACUUAAUAUCUCUGCCUCAGUGUCCCAAUUGGAUCUAAUAGUUGCCUACCUUACAGAGGUGCAAAGAGGAUUUAAUGGGCCAACUUACAUUGGGCUGAUAUUUACAUUUUACAGCAAGCUUUUAUAAAACCUGAAAUCAAUAGAAGUGUUCCCACAAUUAAAGAAAAAAUCCAGUUAAAAGUUUAUGUAACUAAAGUAUCGCACUCUUGCUGAACUGACAACAAGAAAGUGAAAUUGACUCUGAAUGAAAGCAAAACUUGCAUUGUCAGAGCUGAGUGAAAUGCAAACAAUAGAGAGCAUAAGUAGGGACAAGUAGACUGGAUUUUAAACAUUUCAGCUCUUGUUAAUCUCUCAUCUGUUUACAAGAUGUGAUUUUUAUGUUGACAGUGUCCCUUUGAAGCCGGAAAAACUGCAAGUGCUAAGAAUUCUAACUAAACCUGCAUUAAGCAAUCACUCAGGAUGUUAAGACAAAUUGGUUGCUUUAGCAGAAGUGGCCCCCAGAAGAGGAGCAGAAAUGUCAUUGGCAUAGCUGAAGACUACCCGUAAGAGCCCCUAAGCCAAGAGUGGACUCUCUCUCAUGCAGGUUUCUCUGCCUUAGUACAAAGCUGGGUCUCUCCCAUAAAGCAAAGUAAGAAUGACACUGAGGCUUUGUACCUUAGGCCCCAGUUGGGCAAUAAGUCCCAUGCAAAGACUCUUGUGCCAACACAGCUCCACUGAUUUCACUGGGGUGUAGCAUAGAUUAAGGAGGCCCACCCAUGCAGAACUAACUGCAGGAUCAGAACCUUGGGAUGUAUAUUGAUGACAGUAUAUUUUUCAGAAGCCUUAUGUUGUGAUUUUGAAAUUUAAGAACUGAACGUUGAUGCCAGUUCUUAAAUAAACAAGUAAAAACGGCAACCAUAUCCUUCACGGACUACAAAGGUAUCUUGCUUUCUGUUGAGUAUGUUAAGUUGACUAAACAACAAGUUUUCCAAUUAAUAAUUAGUCCUAAAAUACAGCAGUCGCAUUUGAGACUCAUUUCAUAAAAACGAGGUUGUAAGAAGAGACGGUAACAAGAUAGCAUUGUAAAUGUUGAAUAAACACUGAGCGUUUCUUA
This is a messenger RNA of Mauremys reevesii (Reeves's turtle), 2980 nucleotides long. It is a transcript of the gene MGME1, whose product is annotated as mitochondrial genome maintenance exonuclease 1. Gene Ontology annotation, molecular function: single-stranded DNA exodeoxyribonuclease activity. Gene Ontology annotation, biological process: mitochondrial DNA replication. The transcript is spliced from 5 exons. Lineage: Eukaryota; Metazoa; Chordata; Testudines; Geoemydidae. Bases 743 to 1801 code for a protein of 352 amino acids. The record is from RefSeq and is a predicted model, not a curated record. Gene Ontology annotation, cellular component: mitochondrion.